AUGCCGAAGUUUGUUCCUCGUCAGAGGAAGCAGAAGCACAGGCAGAAGGAGGCGGCAGAUGCUGCGGUCGAUAGCAAUGCCGCCGAAGAAAAUAAACUCAAGAAAGAAGAAAAUGUUGAACUGCUCAAGAAGCUUGAAAAAACAACAUUGGAUACUUCCAAUUUCGAGAGUUCUAGAGAAAUAGGGAAGCGCAAAAGACUUGACGAAAACGGUACCAUUGAAGGAUCUAGGUAUACACAUGACAGUGCCCCCCAAGUAGAGUUGUCGGGCGACGAAACAGAUGAUUCACUCCCUCCUUCGGGGACAAGUUUUGCUAUUCCUAAAGCACAAGGUCCUGCUGAAAAGCCGGCAGAACCCGUCGUGGUUGGUAGCGGGCUAAAACGCCCUCUCGAACUUGGAGCGGACGGAUUUCCCGUUCUCAAAAAGCGCAAACGAGCGCCGAAAUUGAAAACGAAGGCCACUAAGAUACAAGAGGUACCAUGGGAGGGAUUUGACUCUGACGAAGGCGAGAAUGAGAGCGAGGAUGGCAGCGCCCCAGAUGAUCGAAAACACAAAGACGAAGAGGCGGAAGUACUGGAUAAGGUGGAUGAAGACGAGGAUGUUAAACCUUCAGAGGACGAGGAAGAAGAAGAGGAAGAAGAAAGCGACGAGGAUGAUGAUGAUGACGACGACGAAGAUGACGAAGACGAUGACGAAGAGGAGGAUAGUUCCAGCAACCCACCUCGCCAGUCCGCGUUCAAAGCCUGGGCCAGACAACAAAUCAAUGAAACAGUCGGUUUCAAGCCCACUACCGGCCCUAUCGUAUCAGAAGAGCAACCCUUCGACCCCAAGUUAAAAGAAAAGCCUGUGCGGAAUACUGUUUACGAAGAAGAACCACUUCCCGCAGAACUUCAAGUUACCAAAGGCAACCCCUACCGAAAGGCGUUCCAUGUCCAAGUUGACCGCUCGGAGGAUAUACAAAACGCACGGUUGGGUUUGCCCGUUGUUGGAGAAGAACAGAAAAUUAUGGAAGCAAUCUACAACAAUUCCUCUGUCGUUAUAUGGGGUGCUACUGGUAGCGGUAAAACUACUCAGCUACCACAAUUUUUGUUCGAAGCUGGCUUUGGAAACCCGGAUAGCCCUAAUCCGGGCAUGAUAGCGGUAACGCAACCUCGCCGAGUAGCUGCCGUCAGUAUGGCAAAACGUGUAGGCGAUGAGUUGGGUCAGUUCUCUGAUCAGGUAUCUUAUCAGAUCCGGUUUGAGAGCACUGUCUCAAAAAAGACCGCAAUCAAGUUCAUGACUGAUGGUAUAUUGAUCCGAGAAAUUGCGGACGACUUCUCGCUGAGCAAAUACUCUAUCAUCGUUAUCGAUGAGGCCCACGAACGAAGUGUUAAUACAGAUAUCCUCAUUGGUAUGGUGAGCCGUAUUGUGGACCUGAGGAAAGCUAUGAGUGAAGAAGACCCAGCUGUGAAACCUUUAAAACUCGUGGUCAUGUCUGCGACUCUGCGUAUCUCCGACUUCACCCAAAAUCCCAACCUCUUCCGUCAGGGACCACCGCCUUUGGUUCAGGCAGAAGGUCGUCAGUACCCCGUUACGGUUCAUUUUUCCAGACGCACACGCCGCGAUUAUGUUGAGGAGGCGUACCGGAAAGUCUCAAGAGGUCAUCGUAAGCUGCCUCCAGGGGGCAUGCUUGUCUUUUUGACAGGACAGAAUGAAAUUCGAGAACUCUCUAAGCGCUUGAAGCAGGCCUUCAAACCUACGCAGCGGGGUGGAGAAACUGAGGCUAAAGUGCAGAUCUCUGCGAACGAUGCACCACUGGAAGCGGAAGAUCUAGACAUUGGGGACGCCGAUCUUUCCAAUGUUGGCAACGAGGACGACGAUAGUGAUCUCGAAAUCACUGGUCUAGAUAACGAUGAUGAUGACGAUGAUGGCUUUGACCUCGGUGAAGAAGCAAUGGGCUCAUCCACCCGAGUGCAUGUCCUACCGUUGUACUCCCAACUUCCCACAAAGGAACAGCUGAGAGUUUUCGAACCACCACCCGAGGGCUCACGUCUUAUCAUUCUAGCGACUAACGUGGCCGAGACUAGUUUAACAAUCCCGGGUAUCCGAUAUGUAUUUGAUUGUGGACGGGCCAAGGAGAAACAGUACGACUUAGAUACAGGCGUGCAGAAAUUCCAGGUCAACUGGAUCAGUAAGGCCAGUGCCAACCAAAGAGCAGGACGAGCUGGUAGAACUGGGCCCGGUCACUGCUAUCGACUCUACUCAUCUGCAGUUUACGAAAACGAGUUUGCACAGUACACAGAUCCAGAGAUUCUGCGUACGCCAAUUGAAGGUGUCGUGCUUCAGAUGAAGAGGUCUGGCGAAAGCGAGAAGCUCCUCAAAAAUCUCGGUGCUCUCUCGUCUGAUGGUAAAGUUACGCAAAUCGGUAACCGCCUGUCUACAUACCCUCUAUCCCCUAGGUUCGGUAAGAUGUUGCAUAUUGGACAUCAACACGGCUGUAUGCCUUACGUUAUUGCGCUGGUUGCAGCCUUGGCAGUCGGGGACCUCUUUGUUCCAGAAAACCAGGUCGAUCCGAGCCCCAAGGGAGAUGACAGAGAAAAAGACACAGUGUACACGAACAAGGACCGUUUGGAAGACACUGUUCGGGAGCAACGUCACAAGGAUUAUGCAAGAGCUCAUCGACUCUGGAGCCAAUACGACGAUACGUCUGAUGCGUUGAAAUUCUUAUCAGCGAUUUGCGCUUAUGGAUAUGCUUCAGAUGGAGAAUCGUUCUGUGAGAAGAUGUUCUUACGAGGCAAAGGAUUCAAAGAGGCUACACAACUACGAAGCCAAUUAACAGACAUAGUGCGGGCCAAUAACCCUGGAGUUAUUGGAGCGUAUCAGCCACGUUUACCGCAGCCGUCCGAGAAGCAAAUCAAGGCUUUGAAACAAAUUGUCACCGCGGGCUUCAUUGACAAUGUUGCCAUCCGGGCUGAUUUGUCUCCAGUACCGCCUGAAAUGCAUCGUACACCAAAGAGAGCGAUCGAUGUCCCAUACUUGACUCUAUUCAAGUCUCGCGAGGGACCGGCCACGGAACUCGAUGAGAAGGCUGUCUACGUGCAUCCGUCAUCUAUCCUUGCGAGCCUCUCGCCAAAGGAAAUGCCGCAAUACAUCAUAUACUCCCAUCUUCAACAAGCGUCCCCAUCGCUCGUGUCGACCGAAGUGCCCAAAGUCAGAAUGUUCCCACUGGUUUGCCCUAGUGGCCUGCAACUCUCUGCUAUUGCACAGGGCACACCCUUAAUAGAGUACGGUAAGCCUAUUGGGAAAGCAGAAUUGAUUGACGGAAUCCCGCCACGCAGGGCGUGUUGGGUGAUCCCGUCAUUGGUAAGCGAGCCUGGCCGUGGAGGAUGGCCUUUGCCAGCCAAGAAGGUGGUUCAAAAGAAAGACCCUAAAGAGGGCUGGAUAAUUGAAAAGUUUGGCGCUUAA
This is a messenger RNA of Aspergillus bombycis, 3444 nucleotides long. RefSeq names its product ATP-dependent RNA helicase ECM16. The record is from RefSeq and is a predicted model, not a curated record. Gene Ontology annotation, cellular component: nucleolus; intracellular anatomical structure. Gene Ontology annotation, molecular function: ATP binding; RNA binding. Lineage: Eukaryota; Fungi; Ascomycota; Eurotiomycetes; Eurotiales; Aspergillaceae. The coding region runs from base 1 to 3444 and encodes 1147 amino acids. The transcript is spliced from 3 exons. Gene Ontology annotation, biological process: maturation of SSU-rRNA from tricistronic rRNA transcript (SSU-rRNA, 5.8S rRNA, LSU-rRNA).